ACUGAUGAUGUGUUUUACGUUUGAUUGUGUGAGUGAUGUCUCGGACUCUCCGCCAUUGAAUUUCAUUUUAGCCGAGAAUUGAAAUAGGGUGUACCUUUCGCAAUCGGCAAAAAUCUUACCAAUCUUUUUUCUAUUUCUUAUUCUAUUUAGUCAUAUUUCGUGCACAAACAUUAUAUCCAAUGGCAGACAGAGACACAGAUGAGUUAAACAUCGAUAACGUAAUAAAAAAAUUAUUAAAAGUGCGAGGCGAGAAGCCUGGCAUGAAUGUACAGUUAUCGGAAAUUGAGAUUAAAGGGCUAUGCUUGAAAUCACGAGAAAUAUUCUUGUCACAACCGAUAUUACUUGAGUUAGAAGCACCAUUAAAAAUAUGUGGUGACAUCCAUGGUCAAUACUAUGACUUGUUAAGGCUGUUUGAAUACGGCGGUUUUCCACCAGAGUCAAAUUAUUUGUUCCUCGGCGAUUAUGUGGACCGCGGUAAACAGUCAUUAGAAACGAUAUGUCUGCUACUCGCUUACAAGAUAAAAUAUCCAGAGAAUUUCUUCUUAUUAAGAGGGAACCAUGAAUGCGCUAGCAUUAAUAGAAUUUACGGGUUCUACGACGAAUGUAAAAGGAGGUACAACAUCAAACUAUGGAAAACUUUCACGGACUGCUUCAACUGUUUACCAGUCGCCGCGAUAGUCGACGAAAAGAUCUUCUGCUGCCACGGCGGACUGUCACCAGAUUUACAGGCGAUGGAACAAAUCCGACGGAUCAUGCGACCGACCGACGUGCCCGACCAGGGCCUACUCUGCGACCUGCUAUGGUCCGACCCGGACAAGGACACCGCCGGCUGGGGGGAGAACGACCGCGGCGUCAGCUUCACAUUCGGCAUUGAGGUGGUGGGCAAGUUCCUGUCGAAACACGAGUUCGACCUGAUCUGCCGGGCGCAUCAAGUCGUCGAGGACGGCUACGAGUUCUUCGCCAAGCGGCAGCUCGUCACGCUGUUCUCCGCACCCAACUACUGCGGGGAGUUCGACAAUGCAGGCGCGCUGAUGUCGGUGGACGAGACGCUGAUGUGCUCGUUCCAGAUCCUGAAGCCGGCGGACAAGCGCAAGCUGUACUCCGGCCUCAACAUGGGCCGCCCCAACACGCCGCCGCGCGCGCAGCCCAAGAACAAGAAGAAUUAAACCCCAGACCGCCGCCAUCGCAUCGAAGUCGACGACUUGCAUGGAUUCCCACGCUAAUUAUCUUUUAAUUGAUUUAUUCAAUAUCAUCGCCAUUUCCUUUUAAAAACUCUUUAAACCCAUUACAAUAAGUCCUCCCUAAACAAAUGUAUCGCUUUCAUAUUGUCGAUUCUUCCAAAACACAAACUCAUUUAUUUAUUUGCAAUUUGUUUUUUAAACACAUUCACGUCGAAUAGGUAAUGUUUAUUUUCACUCGCUUUAACAAUUGCUGGACAAUUGUGUUCAGCGUAGACGUGGGCUUAUCGGCUACCAAUAUCUUUGCCUUAAUCUACGAAUUAAAAAAAAAAACAAUCUAAUUAUCACAAGCAUAAAAUAAGUCACAUUCAAAAAAAAAAUACGUAAUUGAAAAUCGAAGUCCAAAGCUUCCUUUGUACAAGUUGCAAGUAUUGUAAGUAUAAAUAAUUCAAAAAAAAAAAAUCAUGGCUCUGGGGAGUCCAAGUAGGAGGCGCGUAAGGUGUGAAUGCUAGUAUGUAUUAUUGUAUGUUCGUUCGUAUGUCUGCUCUUACGCUUGUGUCGUACUCAAUAUCCAUAAUAUGUGUAAGGCGUUACGCGAUUUCGAUGUAACAUAAAUUAUUCAGCAACCGUUUCACUGCCAAUACGAAACGGAUCACUCGCGACGGCAACUAAAACCGGAUUGUUGCAUCGAAACCGCGCAGCGAUAUUAAUUAAUGACUUUGAGUAUAUCGGAUAGCCGUUUAUAAUUAAGUAGUAAGCGUAAUUAUUUGUGAACAGCCUAGGUCUUCCGGGACGAUUAAAUUUUUGGAAUUUUCAACCGUCCCCUAGUGGUUGGACGCUUAAUUAGAUCAUGGUGUAGCGUGCUUUGUGCGUACUUCGUGUCUCGGCGAUCCCGCGUCGUGUAUAACUUUUUUAAAUAAGACCGCUUCCACACGGACCGUUUUUAACUGACAUUAUUUUUAAUCUGUAAUUUUACUUUUGUAUCGUGCAAUGAUCUUAAUGAUAUGAAAAUUAAAAAAAAAAAUUAAAUGUAGAAUGUGUUUUAUUAAUUGAAAUAAAAUGGAAUUGUAAUAACGAUGAAAAUGUUUUUAUAAAAACUUAGGGUUUGUCGUGUAAUUGAAAAUAAUUGGUCCGUGUAUCAGAAGUCCUGACAUAACAUUAAUUAAAACAAGUCGAGCGCGGGAAGCGAUGCAUUGAAUCACUAUUUAUUUUCGCUAUGAAUCAGACUGAGCCCCGUACAUGGCCGACGGCCGACUUAAAUCAAUGAUUUAUUGAUGUAUGAACAAGAGAAUUGUAUAUUAAUUUCGUAAAUAAAAUACUUUCUGAAUA
Molecule: messenger RNA, 2507 nt
Organism: Nymphalis io (European peacock)
Lineage: Eukaryota; Metazoa; Arthropoda; Insecta; Lepidoptera; Nymphalidae
Product: serine/threonine-protein phosphatase alpha-2 isoform
Exons: 8
Coding region: 180-1166 (328 amino acids)
Cellular component (GO): nucleus; cytoplasm
Molecular function (GO): protein serine/threonine phosphatase activity
Source: RefSeq, a predicted model, not a curated record